Molecule: messenger RNA, 456 nt
Organism: Adineta ricciae
Lineage: Eukaryota; Metazoa; Rotifera; Eurotatoria; Adinetida; Adinetidae
Source: the annotation of a GenBank genome assembly
AUGGGUCCACGAAAAGGUCAACAAGUAGCUAAACAAGAACAAGUUAGUUUAGGUCCACAAAUUGCUGAAGGUGAACUUAACUUUGGUGUUGCUCACAUCUACGCCAGUUUUAAUGACACUUUCGUCCACGUUACUGAUCUCUCCGGAAAAGAAACAAUUGCUCGUGUCACAGGUGGAAUGAAAGUCAAAGCUGAUCGUGAUGAAGCUUCGCCAUACGCUGCUAUGUUAGCUGCACAAGAUGUAGCUGAACGUUGCCGAGGAUUAGGUAUCACCGCUUUACAUGUUCGCCUUCGCGCAACUGGUGGAAACAAAACCAAAUCACCCGGACCUGGUGCUCAAUCAGCACUCCGUGCUCUUGCCCGUUCAGGUCUCAAGAUCGGACGAAUUGAGGAUGUUACACCAGUUCCUUCUGACAGUACGCGCCGCAAGGGUGGUCGUCGUGGUCGUCGUCUAUAA